Molecule: messenger RNA, 2084 nt
Organism: Macadamia integrifolia
Lineage: Eukaryota; Viridiplantae; Streptophyta; Magnoliopsida; Proteales; Proteaceae
Product: DUF724 domain-containing protein 3-like
Exons: 3
Coding region: 970-1701 (243 amino acids)
Source: RefSeq, a predicted model, not a curated record
UUCUGAGUUCGAUCGAAAAUUUCUGUUGAUUUUCAACUUUUUUUUCUCUGCAGAAGCUUAAAAAAGAUAAAAUAAAAUAGUAAAAAAAUUAAUAGAUUUCAUCUGUUAGUUCCCCUUAAGUUUUCAUCAGAAAUUGUUAAUGGGUAUCUUUUAGUUUCAACGAAAUCACUCUUUAUUGCUGUUUCAUUCUUAUUUUUUUCAUAUGAGUUAGCCAGUUAUGUCCUUUUUUUUUUUUUUUUGUGAAGAAUUACUGUUAUUUUUAUUCAGAUAAUCGAUCUUGGGUAUUUGCCAGAAUGAGCUAAAAGCUAUGUAAGUACCGUUUACGGAGUAGGCUUAUUCUUUUACAUCCUUGAUUCUCCAUUUUUUUUUUUAGGUAGUUUAUUCAUUGCUUGAUAUCAGUAGCCUUCUCUAAAAAUGGAACUGAUGUGGGGGUUUCUAUAAAUCUGUGUAGAAUCUGGUGAGUAGUUGAAGUUUUGAUUCAUGGCUCUUAAUUUGUGGCUUCAAGGUGUUUGAGAUCGUUUUUGUUUUUUGCUUUUGCUUUCUAUCAAUUUGAAUUUAGUUUCGUUGCCUCGUUUGUGCUGUGGUUUCUCUAAUCAUUGGGGAAAAUUAGCUUCAACUUUUCCUGUAGUACUGGAGAAGACCCUUUUUUGGGGGAUUCAUUUUCAGUAGAGUAGUUUCUAUAAUUGUAAACGGUGAAGAGGAAAGCUCAAAGUUUUUUUCUAGAGCUAAUGGAUUUCAUGACAUUUGGGUUCUUCCACGCGAUCUGCCCUCCAGCUAAAAUUUUCUGUGGUAGUAUGGGUCUUGGAUGGAAUCCUUGUCUUGGGCGAUGAAUUUAUUGGCCUUGUUUUUUCUGUUAGAAGCAAGUUUUAUUUCUUCCUGUGAACAUUUGAAUGGAUUUUCUCACAGGUUCUUUCUUUUCUUUGACUUGGAAUGGCUUAAACAGGGUCGAGUUUAAAGGAUCUUAGAAUCAUGAAGUUCAGGGAAGGGAAUACAGUGGAGGUGUUGAGAACGAAAUUGGAUCCAUGUGGCUCUUGGUUUCCUGGUAAAAUAGUUGAAGUAAAAGGAGAUCAGUGUACUGUUAGGUAUGAGUUGCUUCUGAAUUGUGAAGGAGAGCCAGUUGUUGAAAAGGUUCACAGGGAUGAUGUUAGGCCUCAACCCCCAUUCCUAAGGAAAGAGAGAUGGGUAAAUGGUGAUGUAGCUGAAGUGUUUGAUACUCAUUCUUGGAGGUCUGGAAAGGUGGCAAAGGUGAUGAAUAAUAAUCGGUUUGUUGUUAGAUUGUUUGGGUCUAUCCAACUAAGAGAGUUUCGCAAGUCUGAUCUAAGGGUUCAACAAAUUUGGCACAACAUGAAAUGGGUAAAGAUUGGGAAGGUUGGUGGAUAUAAACAAAUCAACUACAAUGUUGCAGAAAAUUGUUCAAUAUAUUCUCGAGGACUUUUUAUUUAUGAGGACCCGCAACAAGGUAUCCAGGAAGAAACCCACAGCGAAGAGAGAAUUUGGAUGGAUCAUGUUAAGACACUUUCCCCUAUGAAGACAUUAAAGAGAGAUCGUGAAUCUCAUUUCAAAUCAUCCCCUGCAGAUGCUGUUGCUGCUAGUGUUCAUAGGAGAUGGCAAGCAACCACAAAACAGGGAAAACAUGACCACCUGCCCGUGAGAAAUCUUCCUCUUAUUGAACAGAUGAUGCUCCUUCAGUUUUUGAAAUAAGGUUCCACUUAAUGUGGCUGUCAGUCAUUGGUUUUAUGGUGAGCUCUGAUUGUCCGUUGUUUCUCAUUCUUCUUCUGAUAUAUGUACUGUUUGCUUGAAAUUAUAUGUUUUAACUAUGCUUUGCAGGAUUAAGCUUCCUCCACCAAAAACCUUUAUUUUAUUGAUUUCUUAUAUUUUCAUGUAAUCAAAAUGGUUUGCCGGUUACUGUUUCCUGUUAAACAUAUAUUGCAACUUUUGUCUUCUAGAUUUCGCUUUCUCAAUCAUUGUUCUUUGUUGGCAUGGCUUAUCAUAGUCUGAUACCGAAGGUUCUUUGUAGAUACUGCACAUAUCGGAAAUUUAUGGCAAAUUCAGUGAAUUAUAGGAGUGCGGAACUAGUAUUGUUA